AAAUACGCAUUUUGCAAUUUAUAAGGUGCAGAAAAGAAAAUCAAAAAUAAGAAUUGGAUGCCAAACAAGAUGAACUGUGUCCUCCCGCUCCCCUCCCCCAACCCCUAAAAUUCCACUCUCUGGAAUAAACAACUUGGUUAAAAAGUUAAGUCAAGGGUAUAAAAUCUUUCUUUUAUUCACAGCAUUGCUAAAUCAGAAGCAUUCACAGUUUCCCUCUGGGAAUCAUCCUGUUUGCCUUACAACGUGCCCACGUCACGGUGGUCCUGUGGACACCAAGUCGUGCCCUGCUGGGAAGACGGAUGGGCCCAGGGCCGACAGCGGCGCGAACUGCGAGGCUUCGGAAGCACAGGAGGCAGAGGCCCGGCGUGAGCCGGGGCAGGCGCGGGCGGCCGGCGGCCGGGGGCGCGGGCGGAAGAUGGCGAACGUGGGGCUGCAGUUCCAGGCGAGCGCCGGGGACGCGGACCCACAGAGCCGCCCCGUGCUGCUGCUCGGGCAGCUGCACCACCUGCACCGCGUGCCCUGGAGCCACGUCCGCGGGAAGCUGCAGCCCCGGGUCACCGAGGAGCUCUGGCAGGCUGCUCUGGCCACACUCAAUCCCAACCCCACGGACAGCUGUCCCCUCUACCUGAACUACGCCACCGUGGCAGCCUUGCCCUCCAGGGUGAGCCGGCACAACAGCCCCUCGGCUGCCCACUUCAUCACCCGGCUGGUGCGGACCUGCCUGCCCCCCGGAGCCCAGCGGUGCAUCCUGAUGGUUUGCGAGCAGCCCGACAUCUUUGCCUCCGCCUGUGCCCUGGCCCGGGCCUUCCCACUCUUCACCCACCGCUCUGGGGCUUCCCGUCGCUCAGAGAAGAGGACCGUCACAGUGGAGUUCUUCUUGGUGGGACAGGACAACGGGCCAGUGGAGGUGUCCAUGUUGCAAUGCUUAGCAAAUGCCACGGAAGGUGUACGGCUGGCAGCCCGCAUUGUGGACACGCCCUGCAAUGAGAUGAACACAGACAUCUUCCUUGAGGAGAUUAACAAAGUUGGAAAAGAGCUGGGAAUCGCCCCAACCAUCAUCCGGGACGAGGAACUGAAGACAAGAGGAUUUGGAGGGAUCUAUGGUGUCGGCAAGGCUGCCCUGCACCCCCCUGCUCUGGCCAUUCUCAGCCAUAACCCCGACGGCGCCACGCAGACCAUCGCGUGGGUGGGCAAGGGCAUCGUCUAUGACACCGGGGGCCUCAGCAUCAAAGGGAAGACCACCAUGCCAGGCAUGAAGCGAGAUUGCGGAGGUGCUGCGGCCAUCCUGGGAGCCUUCAGAGCUGCUGUCAAGCAGGGCUUCAAAGACAACCUUCAUGCCGUGUUCUGCCUGGCAGAGAAUGCGGUGGGGCCCGGUGCCACCAGGCCAGAUGACAUCCACCUGCUAUACUCAGGAAAGACUGUGGAAAUCAACAACACGGAUGCCGAGGGCAGGCUGGUGCUGGCCGAUGGCGUGUCUUAUGCCUGUAAAGACCUGGGGGCCGACAUCAUCCUGGACAUGGCCACGCUGACCGGCGCCCAGGGCAUUGCCACGGGGAAGUACCACGCAGCCAUGCUCACUAACAGCGCUGAGUGGGAGGCGGCCUGCGUGAAGGCCGGCCGCAAGUGUGGGGACCUGGUGCACCCCCUGGUCUACUGCCCCGAGCUGCACUUCAGCGAGUUCACUUCGGCCGUGGCUGACAUGAAGAACUCGGUGGCGGACCGAGACAACAGCCCCAGCUCCUGUGCUGGCCUCUUCAUUGCCUCGCACAUUGGCUUCGACUGGCCCGGGGUCUGGGUCCAUCUGGACAUUGCCGCACCGGUGCAUGCUGGUGAGCGAGCCACUGGCUUUGGCGUGGCCCUCCUGCUAGCACUCUUUGGUCGAGCCUCCGAGGACCCCCUGCUGAACCUGGUGUCACCCCUGGGCUGUGAGCCUGACGGACAGGAGGGCGAUGUGGGGAGGGACUCCAAGAGACGCAGGCUCGUAUGAGGGAAGUACCUGGCCUCAGCCGGUGGCACAGGGCUCUUUACCUCACUUUGCACUGAGUAAUUGUAAGCAGUUGAAAGAGUAGGCCUUCAGGUGGGCUUUGGCUUGUUUUCGGUUUGUCACUGUGGUGGUGAUGGCAGCGGUGCAUUCUUCCAUUGUAGAAGACAGGUUGGGGUAUGGGGAGGCCACAGCAGGCGCUGGGAAACUUGGGGGCUUGACUCUGUGUAAGCAACCCACAGGUGUGCCCUGGUGACUUCCUACCCACCCGUGCUUGCCAUGGGGGCCCUGCCUCGUCCCACGGGGAGUCCAUGCUUGCUCCUCAAAAUUCACUUGACAUCAGAUUAAAUGCCGCCAAACCAC
Octodon degus (degu) is the source of this 2344-nucleotide messenger RNA. It is a transcript of the gene Npepl1, whose product is annotated as aminopeptidase like 1. Bases 416 to 1987 code for a protein of 523 amino acids. Lineage: Eukaryota; Metazoa; Chordata; Mammalia; Rodentia; Octodontidae. Gene Ontology annotation, cellular component: cytoplasm. Gene Ontology annotation, biological process: proteolysis. The record is from RefSeq and is a predicted model, not a curated record. The transcript is spliced from 12 exons. Gene Ontology annotation, molecular function: metalloaminopeptidase activity; manganese ion binding.